AUGAUUAAAAAAAAAACAAACUCACACAAUAUUCAGAAAUCCAGCAAAGAUAAAAAAAAAACAAUGUCGACUUCUAAAACCCUAACCUUCACUCUCUUCUUCAUCGCAACACUACUCGCGUCCUGCAACGCAGCCGCAAACAACACAACGCAACCGCUCUUCCCAGCGAUUCUAAUCUUCGGCGAUUCAACCGUGGACACAGGGAACAAUAAUUACCCAUUAAACAUAAUCCUCAAAGCUACACAUAUUCCUUACGGCAUUGAUCUCCCAGACCACAAAGCUACCGGAAGAUUCUCAAACGGAAAACUAAUCCCCGACAUACUCGCGGCCAAAUUCAACAUCAAACAGUUUGUCCCUCCUUUCUUACAACCUAAUCUCUCCGACCAAGAGAUUGUGACCGGAGUCUGUUUUGCAUCAGCCGGUGCGGGUUACGAUGAGCGAAGCAGUCUCUCGUCACAAGCGAUUCCUGUCUCGUAUCAACCUACAAUGUUCAGGAGUUACAUCGCUCGCCUUAAGAGUAUCGUAGGAGACAAGAAAGCUAUGGAGAUUAUAAACAAUGCUUUGGUGGUUGUAAGUGCAGGGACUAACGAUUUCAUCUUGAAUUUUUACACCAUUCCUACAAGGCGUCUUGAGUACCCUUUCAUCUCUGCUUACCAAGAGUUUAUACUUAAGAGGCUUGACAACUUCCUCCGGAAACCUAGCAAAUACGGGUUUAAAGAAACGAAGAGAGGAUGUUGUGGAACAGGCUUAUUGGAGGCGGGCUUCAUGUGUAAUGCUUUCUCUCCGUCGUGUGGGAAUCGCUCGGAAUAUUUGUUCUUUGACUCGAUUCAUCCAUCAGAAGCUACUUAUAAUUACGUCGGUGAUUUGCUUGAAGAGGAUAUCCGUAACUGGAUUGCGGCUUAA
Molecule: messenger RNA, 903 nt
Organism: Thlaspi arvense
Lineage: Eukaryota; Viridiplantae; Streptophyta; Magnoliopsida; Brassicales; Brassicaceae
Source: the annotation of a GenBank genome assembly